CACAUAAGCACUUGCACUACCACCCCACACCAACUCAACCGAUCGAAGGCCCUGCAUAUCUGCAAUUACUAGCAAAUUAGCUACUACUACCAUGCAUGCACAAAAGAAUGCCGUCGUCGUCGCCGACGACGUCGCCAUCGAUCUCCACCCGUUCAUACGCAAGUACAACGACGGCCGCGUCGAGCGUAUCCUGCGCAGCAGCUUCGUGCCGGCGUCGGAGGACCCCGCCGCCAGCCGCGGCGGGGUGGCGGCGAGGGACGUCAUCAUCGACGAACGCAACGGCGUGUCCGCACGCCUGUUUCUCCCGUCCGGCGCCGACGGCGGGAGGCGGCUUCUUCCCGUCGUCGUGUACUUCCACGGCGGCUGCUUCUGCACCGAGAGCGCCUUCGGCCGGACGUACCACCGUUACGCCGCCUCCCUCGCCUCGCGCGCCGGGGCGCUCGUCGUGUCCGUCGAGUACCGCCUCGCGCCCGAGCACCCCGUGCCCGCGGCGCACGACGACGCGUGGGCGGCGCUCCGGUGGGCGGCGUCCCUCUCGGACCCCUGGCUCGCCGACCACGCGGACCCCGGCCGCACGUUCGUCGCCGGCGACAGCGCCGGCGGCCACAUCGCGUACCGCACGGCGGUGCGCGCCGCCAGCCGCGAAGGCGGCGACAUCGGCAUCGAGGGGCUCAUAAUCAUCCACCCUUACUUCUGGGGAGCUCGCAUGCUGCCUUCCGAGGCGGCCUGGGACGGCGAGUCGGUGAUCAAGCCGCAUCAGGUCGGCGAGCUCUGGCCGUUCGUGACGUCCGGCAAGGCGGGCAACGACGACCCAUGGAUCGACCCUCCCGUCGAGGAGGUCGCGUCGCUAACCUGCCGUCGCGCGCUGGUGGCCGUGGCGGAGAAGGACUUCCUACGCGACCGCGGCCGCCUCCUCGCCGCCCGCAUGCGCGGCUGCGCGUGGGCCGGUGGCGGCGACGGACGCAACGUGACGCUUGUGGAGUCGGAGGGCGAGGACCACGGGUUCCACCUCUACAGCCCUCUCCGCGCGACCAGCAGGAGGCUCAUGGAGAGCAUCGUGCAGUUCAUCAACCAGCCUAGCCAUAGCCCCGCGCCGCUGCGGUGGCCGGCCACCAUCCUUUCCGAGCUGCAUGACACUACCGACUCGCCACAGAUUCUUCUACCCAUGCCCACUAGGGAGUACAAAGCAGUAUUUAUUGACAGGUUGGAAAAGAGAACUAAAACAGGUGCAAGCUCAGCAAAUAGUACUGCUGCUAAUGCAUCGUUAACAAUCGGCCGGGGGAAACUAGCAACAAAGAAAAGCUACGGGUUGUUCUUCGGCCGGACCAGAGCUCAUAUUUACGGAGGGUUAGCUUCUGCAGGGAGCCUGCAGUGUCCUCGUCCCUUCUGUGGAGCACCGUUGUCAGGUUAGCUAAUCUCCGUGGCCAAUGACAAAGAGUUCUGAUGGGAUACGGUGUGUUUUACUACUGGGCGAUGACAAGAUGUUGUUUUAUAAUUAUUAUGUGGAAAAACAACUGUUCUGGUAAAAUCUCCCUAUAACGUAAGAAAAGCUGGUAUUAUGUCAAAAAAUAUUUAAAUCAAUCAAGGAGCUAAGUACAAGUUAUCUGCAACCAGUUGUAAGUUGUAAUGUUCAUUCUUAUUAAAAUUAUUUAUGAUCCAUCGGUGGUAUGUACUUUUCCGGUUU
Molecule: messenger RNA, 1684 nt
Organism: Oryza sativa Japonica Group (Japanese rice)
Lineage: Eukaryota; Viridiplantae; Streptophyta; Magnoliopsida; Poales; Poaceae
Product: 2-hydroxyisoflavanone dehydratase
Molecular function (GO): hydrolase activity
Source: RefSeq, a predicted model, not a curated record